AUGGCUUUAAAGAGAAUUAACCGUGAGCUUGCUGAUCUUGGAAAGGACCCACCCUCCUCUUGCUCAGCUGGACCUGUUGGUGACGAUUUGUUCCACUGGCAAGCAACUAUUAUGGGACCUGCUGAUAGUCCUUAUGCUGGAGGUGUUUUCUUUCUCUCAAUUCACUUUCCCACUGACUAUCCCUUUAAGCCCCCCAAGGUGAACUUUACCACCAGAAUUUACCACCCCAACAUCAACUCCAACGGUAGCAUCUGUUUGGACAUCCUCCGUGAUCAAUGGUCACCAGCAUUGACAAUUUCCAAGGUUCUCUUGUCUAUCUGCUCUUUGCUUACCGAUCCCAACCCUGAUGACCCUCUUGUUCCUGAAAUUGCCCACGUCUACAAAACCGACAGACAACGUUAUGAACUCAGUGCCCGUGAAUGGACUAGAAAAUAUGCAAUCUAG
Molecule: messenger RNA, 444 nt
Organism: Schizosaccharomyces osmophilus
Lineage: Eukaryota; Fungi; Ascomycota; Schizosaccharomycetes; Schizosaccharomycetales; Schizosaccharomycetaceae
Gene: ubc4
Product: ubiquitin conjugating enzyme E2 for APC and SCF Ubc4/UbcP1
Exons: 3
Coding region: 1-444 (147 amino acids)
Biological process (GO): ubiquitin-dependent protein catabolic process; protein polyubiquitination
Cellular component (GO): nucleus
Molecular function (GO): ubiquitin conjugating enzyme activity
Source: RefSeq, a predicted model, not a curated record